Molecule: messenger RNA, 1790 nt
Organism: Cavia porcellus (domestic guinea pig)
Lineage: Eukaryota; Metazoa; Chordata; Mammalia; Rodentia; Caviidae
Gene: Lipt1
Product: lipoyltransferase 1
Exons: 2
Coding region: 663-1784 (373 amino acids)
Biological process (GO): protein lipoylation
Cellular component (GO): cytoplasm; mitochondrion
Molecular function (GO): lipoyltransferase activity
Source: RefSeq, a predicted model, not a curated record
GAAGCAGAUCCCUAGGACGCGCCGCGGGGCGAAGGACGACUAAGAUCGUGGCGCGCGUUUGUGUGGCGGGUGGAGACUGAGGCCCUUGGACCUGGGAAUCACGUGCGGGUCACCUCGUGACCGCCGUGGUGAGGGGUAAAGGCCCUGUGCUUUGUAUCCUCAGCACCUGGGACGCGAUCUUGUCACUUAGGAAGGGCUGACCCGGAGCCAGUACGAGGGUGAACAAUUUAAAACAGCGGUGUGCACCUUCACGGAGAGCUAAGGAUGGGGAACAACACGCGCGUGACCGCGAUGCUAUUGCGGAUAAGAUAUUGCCAGGGAGGUGGCAAAAUAGUCUUUAUGAGGUUUUAUGAAGAAGCAGGAGGCAGGCACACCUGUAGUUCUAACUAGUCUGGAGGCCGAGGCAUGGAGAUUCCAAAUUUGAGGCCCCAUCAGUGCUCUGUCUCAGAAAGGUUUGAGGGUAAGACUUAGUGACAGAGUGCCCCAGGAUACAAUUCCUAGUACUGGUGGGGGGGGGUGAAAAAAAAAGCUGGGCCUGCCUAGAAAGAUGAUGGAAUGGGGAUUAUUUUGGUGGUAGAAUAGCAUGUUGGGAAGCGCAGAGUGUCCCCAGGAAUGUGGAAAUGAAGACCAUGUCCUCGUAGUAAUACUUGAAUUUUAUUGGCAUGCUGAUCCCAUUUUUAAUGAAGAAUUGUUUUCAGUUACUUUGUACUCACAAGGUCCCAGCAGCUGGCUUUAAAAAUGCAGUAAAGAGUGGACUCAUUUUACAAUCUGUUUCCAGUGAUGUUUAUCAAAACCUAGCUGUAGAAGACUGGAUCCAUGACCAUGUGAAUCUAGAAGGCAAGCCAAUUCUUUUCUUUUGGAGGAAUACUCCCUCUCUCGUGAUCGGGAGACACCAGAAUCCUUGGCAGGAGUGUAACCUGAGUCUGAUGAGAGAAAGAGGCGUGAAACUGGCUCGGAGGCUAAGCGGAGGAGGAGCCGUGUACCAUGACAUGGGCAAUAUCAAUCUCACCUUCUUUACAACCAGGACCAAGUACGAUAGAAUGGAAAACCUCAAAUUGAUAGUGAGAGCUCUAAAUGCUAUCCAACCCCAGCUGGAUGUGCAGGCUACGAAAAGAUUUGACCUGUUACUCGACGGGCAGUUUAAAAUCUCAGGAACAGCUGCGAAGAUUGGCAGGACUACUGCCUAUCACCACUGUACCUUGUUAUGUAGUACUGACAGGACCUCUUUGUCAUCUUUGCUGAAGAGCCCGUACCAAGGGAUCAAGAGCAAUGCCACUCAGAGCAUACCUGCCAUGGUAAAGAACCUUCUGGAAAAAGAUCCCACUCUGACCUGCGAAGGACUGAUCAAUGCCAUUGCUGCAGAGUAUGCUGCUCAUCAUCAGAUUGAUCAUCACAUCACCUUCAUCAACCCGACUGAUGAGACACUGUUUCCUGGGAUAAACAGCAGAGCCAAAGAACUACAAACUUGGGAGUGGAUAUACGGCAGGACGCCCAAGUUUAGCAUCAGCACUGCCUUUAAUGUGUUAGGUGAGCAGACACCUCUGGAGAUCAAAGUGUUUCUAGACAUAAAGAAUGGAAGAAUCGAAAUCUGCAGAAUCGAAGCACCUUAUCAUUGGCUACCACUGGAAAUCUAUGAGAAGUUAAAUUCAGGUCUGACGGGCAGCAAGUUUUGCCCAGUUGAAACCACCAUGAUAACACAUAUGUUACUCAGGACGUGUCCCGAAGACCAAGAGCUACAUAGUAAAUGGAAUGUUCUCUGUGAGAAAAUUAAAGGAAUAAUGUGAUGCCAA